Molecule: messenger RNA, 1260 nt
Organism: Fraxinus pennsylvanica
Lineage: Eukaryota; Viridiplantae; Streptophyta; Magnoliopsida; Lamiales; Oleaceae
Source: the annotation of a GenBank genome assembly
AUGGAGAACGGUGCCGUGUUCGCAGGUCUUCAGCCCAAUCCCGCCACCGCCCACCACCACCACAACAACUUCCUCGCCCCUUCAGACAGAGUUAUUAAGCUUCUUCCUCCACUCCUUACCGUCAAAAGGCACUUCUGCCCUCAACCUCUCAAGCUGCAAAAGCAAUCUCAUUUUGCUUCUUUAAGAGUAAAUGACACUGCUAACGCUGUCCCAGUGGCCACACCCACCAGCAAUGUAGCAUUAGAUUUAGCUGAAAUUGAUUGGGACAACAUUGGUUUUGGGUUUAUACCCACUGAUUACAUGUAUAUUAUGAAAUGUUCCCAAGGAGAAAACUUUUCAAAUGGUGAAUUACACCGUUUUGGAAACAUUGAAUUGAGCCCAUCUGCUGGGAUUUUAAAUUAUGGACAGGGAUUAUUUGAAGGUUUAAAAGCUUAUAGGAAACAUGAUGGCAAUAUUUUACUGUUUCGUCCCAAGGAAAAUGCAUUUCGACUAAGGACCGGUGCAGAACGUAUGUGCAUGCCUUCUCCAAGUGUAGAACAGUUUUUGGAAGCUGUAAAACUAACUGUUUUAGCAAAUGAAAGAUGGAUUCCCCCACCGGGUAAAGGUUCGUUAUAUAUAAGACCAUUGCUCAUGGGGAGUGGAGCUGUCCUAGGCCUCGCACCUGCUCCCGAAUACACCUUUUUGAUUUAUGUAUCACCUGUUGGCAACUAUUUCAAGGAAGGUUUGGCUCCAAUAAAUUUAAUAGUUGAGACUGAAAUGCAUCGAGCAACACCUGGGGGUACUGGAGGAGUUAAGACUAUAGGAAAUUAUGCAGCAGUUCUAAAGGCACAGAGUGCUGCAAAAGCGAAAGGAUUUUCCGAUGUUCUCUAUCUGGAUAGUGUUCACAAAAGAUAUCUGGAAGAGGUUUCAUCUUGCAAUGUAUUUGUUGUAAAGGGCAAUGUGAUAUCUACUCCUGCAAUUAAAGGGACCAUUCUUCCUGGGAUCACGCGAAAGAGCAUAAUUGAUGUUGCUCGUAGUCAAGGAUUCCAGGUCGAGGAACGGUUUGUGACAGUGGAUGAAUUGCUUGACGCUGAUGAAGUUUUUUGUACUGGAACAGCUGUGGUUAUAUCCCCUGUAGGAAGCAUAACUUAUCUUGGUAAAAGGGUAACUUAUGGAAGCGAAGGGGUUGGAGUUGUGUCACAGCAAUUAUAUUCCUCACUUACCAGCCUUCAAAUGGGACGUGCUGAGGAUAAAAUGGGUUGGAUAGUUGAGCUCAAGUAG